AAAAAAAAAAGAAAAAACAGAAACACAUAAACAAAUAAAAAUGAAAAUUAAAAUAUUUCCGCUGACAGCGGAUGCAACGUUGGCGCAGCGCCGGCGCCGCGUAAUGAAACUGCAGCGGAAACAUAAAAUGCCGGAAAUAUGCUCAUGGCUAAUUGUUGCCGCUGCCGCCGCCUCGGCCACUUGGCUGACCCUCUCCCGGUCCCUGGCCGCCGCCCAGGAUGACGACGACAGCGAAAUGCAUCAGCAUCACAUGGAUCUGUUGCACCAUCAGCAACAGCACUCGGAUUUCAUUAUUGGCGAAUCCGAGGAACGGGAUCACAUAGCACAUCAUUUGGCGGAAAUGCAAAAUCACGAGGAGCUGUUGGAAGACAUACGCGAGGACACGGUCGUCAAUGUAAUACCAGAGAAAGAUCUGCCCAAGUUUGGAGAACUCCUGCAGAAUGUCACCGUGCCGGUCGGCCGAGAGGCUGUGCUCCAAUGCGUUGUCGACAAUCUGCAAACGUACAAGAUUGCGUGGCUACGUGUCGAUACACAAACGAUUUUAACGAUACAAAAUCACGUCAUAACCAAAAAUCAUCGCAUGAGCAUUACUCAUGCCGAGAAACGUGCUUGGAUAUUGCGUAUACGUGAUGUUAAGGAGUCCGACAAAGGAUGGUACAUGUGCCAAAUAAACACGGAUCCGAUGAAAAGUCAAGUCGGCUAUUUGGAUGUUGUCGUGCCGCCAGACAUACUGGACUAUCCCACCAGCACCGAUAUGGUCAUACGCGAGGGCUCAAACGUAACCCUAAAAUGUGCUGCAACCGGUUCGCCAACGCCGACGAUAACCUGGCGACGCGAAGGUGGCGAACUGAUACCCCUGCCCAAUGGAGCCGAGGCCAUCGCAUACAAUGGCUCGUUUCUGACCAUUGGCAAAGUGAAUCGCUUGAAUAUGGGCGCCUAUCUCUGCAUUGCCUCCAAUGGCAUCCCGCCAACAGUCAGCAAACGUGUCAUGCUCAUUGUGCAUUUUCCGCCCAUGAUUUGGAUACAGAAUCAAUUAGUUGGCGCUGCUUUGGCACAAAAUAUUUCACUGGAAUGCCAAUCGGAAGCGUAUCCCAAGUCCAUUAAUUAUUGGAUGAAGAAUGAUACAAUUAUCGUGCCGGGUGAACGCUUUGUGCCGGAAACGUUUGAAUCGGGUUAUAAAAUAACCAUGCGUCUAACCAUCUACGACGUUGACAUUUCAGACUUUGGAGCCUAUCGCUGUGUGGCCAAGAACUCGCUGGGCGACACAGAUGGUGCGAUCAAGCUGUAUCACAUUCCACAAACAACAACAAUAACAACUAUGGCACCAACUGUUUCGAUUAACACGGUGCCCGUUGUUAUAGUCAAGUACAACAAGGAGCAACGUUAUAGCAGCAACAGCAAUGCGAACAGCAAUAAUCCCUACAAUCACAACAAUCAGCUGGGCAACAACAAAUCGCAGCGGACCAAGGCCAAGUCCUUGGAUCAGCCGCCGCCGGCCACACUGAACAAUGUUUACAUGGGCGCCACGUCGAGCUUGUGGAACACACAGGAUCAUCACUCGCCGGGCACACAGCGUGGCCGAGAUCAUCAUCAGCAGCAGCAGCAUCUUGUGCCCGAUAACAGCGCCACCUAUCGGGCGGAUGGCAAGAACAACCCGCUGAAACAUGAUGCCAAAUCGCUGACCGAUGAAAUGGAUCGCAUGCAGGACCUCAAGGGCUGGGCUGCUGCUGGGCCACUCUACAACAGCCGCAGAUCCACCAAAUUGUUAACCCUAGUCCUCGCUGUCUACCUGGGGGCGUGGCAGGCCUAAAAAUGUGUAGCAAACUUUAAGUGUAAUUUGUACAAAAGCAACAAAAA
Drosophila virilis is the source of this 1857-nucleotide messenger RNA. It is a transcript of the gene DIP-theta, whose product is annotated as Dpr-interacting protein theta. The record is from RefSeq and is a predicted model, not a curated record. Gene Ontology annotation, cellular component: neuron projection. NCBI's taxonomy places the organism in Eukaryota, Metazoa, Arthropoda, Insecta, Diptera, Drosophilidae.